This is a messenger RNA of Pichia kudriavzevii, 1764 nucleotides long. RefSeq lists its product as uncharacterized. The transcript has a single exon. Lineage: Eukaryota; Fungi; Ascomycota; Pichiomycetes; Pichiales; Pichiaceae. The coding region runs from base 1 to 1764 and encodes 587 amino acids. Gene Ontology annotation, molecular function: protein binding. The record is from RefSeq and is a predicted model, not a curated record.
AUGACGAUCGAUCAAAAGGUAUAUUCGACGCCAUACAGGAAAGACUGCCUGCAACGGGAGAGGCCCUCUGCGCGUCGGUUCACAAGAAACAUCAUCCAGGGGCAUCCGAGAUACGCCAACUGGGCAGUAUCUGCUCCACAUUGGCAAUUGAAAGACAUGAUGGCCGUUUCACAAAGAAGCGGGGGCACGGAAUUCCAGUUGCCCUAUGAGAACAAGGUGUUCAAUUUCAGUAUGGACCAGUUACAGUUUCACGUGAAUACAAAACAUGUCAAGUAUUCAUCAUACACAUUUACCACCAAUGCGAGAUGCAUCAAGCAUUUGGACGGAAUUACGGUACUUGGAGGAAUCCACACGUCAAGCGAUUCCAUCUCGAUGAGUAAAGGCUCCUUCUCGUACUAUAACGACCAGACCAACAUAACGGAGAACAUCCAAGUGGGGGAAUUCAUCAACAACUCUGUAUCAAUCAAUGGUUUAUCUCGGAGUCAUUACUUAUCUUAUCUAUGCAAUAAUGAUAAGAAUUUAUAUCGCUAUGAUAUAACUCCAUCUCGAAUUGUCCAAUCGUCAAACCCAACCUAUCUACACUUUGCCUUGAACCAUUCCAUAUUAUCUAGUGAUAAUAAGACGUUGAUAACUGUGGGUGAUUCAUCAAGAAUUCUCAUUUCACAUCCACAAGAGAAUAACCCAAAAAGUUUAAGCUUUAAAGACUUUGACAUCAUCGAAACGUUUGGUGACUGUGGAUUCUCCACAUCCUUUCUCUCCAAUGGCAACCAAUUUGUCACUUGUUUCCAAGACGGGCUGGCCUUACUUUAUGACUUGCGAAAUUUGAGUAAUCCAAUCCAUUCCAUACAUUCAACUAGACCAAAGUCGCAGCCCGGUGCGUUCAGGGUCGUCAAGACUUCGGCAUCAAACGACCUCAUUGCUAUUUCAGAACACCAGGGAAGAAUCCACUUGCUCGACUCUAGAAACCUCAAUAACCACUCUGUUGUGCUGUUGCCAAAAUAUCUCUACAAUGUUCCGCCAACUAUUAAAUUGGACGAUGACGGCAAUAAUGAAGAUUCCCAAAUCUUUGGAAGGUAUCCAGUUGCAACAUCGGCAGACCCUUCAAAAGAUACAUCCAACCAAUGGUUCUACGAGCCCAUUGUGAAAGACAUUGACGAUUUGAAGGAAAUGCGGCAAUUUGGUGGCGAAUUGAACAUGGGCUACUUGGAGAGCUACAGGUAUCUAGACCCGAGAUUUGGUUCAACUUUUGGCACAACAAGGUCAAUGCUUCAUGAUCGGUAUAGGAUUCUGUUGCAAGGUUCCUUUGAUCGUGAAGAUACUCUCCGUCGGAGGGGCAACAUGGAAUAUGAUCCUCAAGCCAGUUGCUUGCUCAACCACGAUCCUCCUGCGUAUAAAAUAAAACGGUCAAAUAUAAGAAAAAUUCAAAACUGGUGGCUGAAAGCUAACAACGAUAACAACAGCAACUACGAAAAUAGCAGUCCUUAUGGUACAGAUACAAUUAAUUACAAAGAACAGUGGCCGUGGGGUAAAGAGAUCCCCAGAGAACAAGAAGACUCGACAGACACCCAAGAGGUCAAUAUCUUGGAAGUUCCUGAAAGAGACCCGUUCUUUUAUGUUGACUCUGAUAUUGAGAUCAACGGCCUCGAAUUUAUGGAUAAUGGUAGUGGUAACGCCUCUCUUUGUAUCGGUACACGAGAAGGCAUCGUGUUGUGGGACAUCAACGAGAGAGAGCGCAAUACAAAUGCCACAUAUGAAUAUAUGUAA